Molecule: messenger RNA, 924 nt
Organism: Parascedosporium putredinis
Lineage: Eukaryota; Fungi; Ascomycota; Sordariomycetes; Microascales; Microascaceae
Source: the annotation of a GenBank genome assembly
AUGGCUGAAGUCGCUUCAACUUUUGACGAACCCGUCCAUAUCGCCGUAAUUGGCGGUACGGGGUUGAGCAAGAUUGAAGGGUUUGAGCCCGUUGCUUCCGUCAACCCCGAGACCCCCUGGGGAUUCCCCUCCUCGCCCAUCCUCAUCUGCCGUCACAAUGGCGUUCCAGUCGCAUUCCUUGCGCGCCAUGGGCAUCACCAUCAGUAUGCGCCUCACGAGGUUCCCGCGCGCGCCAACAUUGCCGCGCUUCGACACAUUGGCGUGCGCAGCAUCAUUGCCUUCUCGGCCGUAGGCUCCUUGAGGGAGGAGAUCAAGCCCAUGGAUUUCGUCGUCCCUGAUCAGGUCAUCGAUCGGACCAAGGGAAUCCGCCCGUUUACCUUCUUCGAGGGUGGCCUUGUGGGCCAUGUCGGAUUUGCGGACCCCUUCGACCACAAGCUCGCCGAAGUGGUGAAGAAGUGCGCCCACAGCUUGGAGGGAGAGGGCGUUGUCCUCCAUGAGAAGGGAACCAUUGUGGUCAUGGAGGGCCCCCAAUUCUCCACGAGGGCCGAGUCGAACCUUUACCGCACCUGGGGAGGCACCGUCAUCAACAUGUCUGCCCUCCCCGAGUCCAAACUCGCUCGUGAGGCCGAGAUUGGCUAUCAGAUGAUCUGCAUGGCUACCGACUAUGAUUGCUGGCACUCUACUGACGAUGUGGAUGUUGCCAUGGUGCUGAGGACCAUGGAGCACAAUGGCAAGAAUGCAAAGGCUCUCGUCGGAAGCGUGCUUGAUGAGCUCACCAAGCAGGACAACACUAGCACGGUACUAGCGACGCAUCUUGAGGGUAUGUCGGUUGGUGCAGUGGCUUUUAUGACCAAGCCGGAAGGAAGGAAUGCUGAGGCCUUGGAGCGAGUACGCUAUCUCUUCCCCAACUUCCUGAAGAACUAG